Molecule: messenger RNA, 2176 nt
Organism: Bombina bombina (fire-bellied toad)
Lineage: Eukaryota; Metazoa; Chordata; Amphibia; Anura; Bombinatoridae
Gene: GSTCD
Product: glutathione S-transferase C-terminal domain containing
Exons: 12
Coding region: 198-2084 (628 amino acids)
Source: RefSeq, a predicted model, not a curated record
UGUUUUUCGUGACUGCAAAUGCAAAUUGUGCGGGAUUGUUUUGGAAGUAACACUGGCAGGAAGUGUUCCUAACACAUGGUGUGUCUGCUUUCAGAUGUACUAGUUACUUGAGCCUGACUCCUUACGCUGAUGUCAGUAGGACUCAGGAGAGCAACACCACUUGAGCUCAGGUACAGGUUACCUUGUUAAUCUAAAAGAUGAGAGACGAAUUCCUCAAAAAAAUGAGGGAACAUCUUUACUUGGAUAUUGAUUUUCACCACAAGUCCUCUAUAUUACCGCUACACACAUCUAUUGCACUUUUUUUGAUAUCGUACUGUGAGAGUCGCACAUUUGAUAUUUUCAUUGUACAUCAUGAAGGUGAUGCACACAACAUACCCAACGAGGACUUGUUGCCUAAAAAUUUGGAUUUAAAAGUCAUCUCAAGGGAUGAUCUCCCCCCAGUUGUUCAGAGCUGUCGGUUGCCUGCAAUUAUGGAGGCUUCUGGGACUUUCUGCAGGGCAGGCCUGGCAGUAGUGCUCCGACACAUUAUACAGAAAGCCUACCAAGCUGAACCUUCCAGGAAGGAUAUCACUGAGCUCUUGGGUUUUAAGAAAACUUGUCUAAAGGCUUGUGCAGAAGUGAGCCAGUGGACCAGGCUCUGUGAAAUCAGCAUCCCUUUGGCAGUUGAACUGUUCUUAAAGGAACCUUCUGAACAUAUCCCGUCAGAAGUGCUACAACUUGAAAAAAAACUUGGUGAACCAGUCAAGGUCCACAAUGAUGAUAAAAUUCGGCGGCAGAAGUUGCAACAACAAAUGAAAGCUGGUGAAAAUAAUGCCCAUAAAGAAUCAAAUAAAAAGCUAGAAGAAACAUGUGCAGCACCAUCGGUACCCAUCCUUGUGGAACAUCCAAGCUUAGACUUGCAAGCUGCUCUUUCCAAACUGGCUGUGCAAAAAGGUGCAAACAGGACCACAAGAGAACCCUCUCAGAUCAGGAAGGCUAAGGCUGCAGAUCUUCCUUCUCUUGAACAUGUGUUUGCUGAAGGCCUCUUCUUCACUCUUACAGAUGUUGUUCUUCUGCCAUGCAUCCAUCAGUUUUUGGUUGCAUUGGAAAAGGUAGUGCAAGACAAAAUCACAGAAAUGCCUCUUAUUGCGGGAUGGUACAAACGGGUCCAGCAGGUACCUAAUGUGAAGAAGGCAGCUACCAUGUGUAAUAUUACAUUUGUAUCUAUUACCGAUGCAAGCAGUAGCCAAGAAAAGCAGCUCCAAGCUUCCACAAUAGAAACAGAAGGCAAAGAGCUGUCUGAUGCUCCAUUUCUAGGAGGACCAAGACCAACCCUGACCAAGUUGAAGGAACAUGGGAUUAAUGCUGUAUUUUCUUCUCAUCCCUGUCCUUCAUGGAGCAUUGACUGGAAAAGUGUGCCUUCCGCUGCAAGCCCUGCAGAAGGGAAGAUGUCCAGUGACCGUGCACUGAGGAAACAACAGCAACUAAACAAUCUGGUAGCACUUGUGACGAGCAUGGCUAAACCUGGAAACAUUAUUGUGGAUUUUUGCAGUGGAGGGGGCCACGUUGGGAUUGUGUUGGCUCACAUGCUGCCAUUAUGCCAGGUAGUGCUGAUCGAAAAUAAAGAAGAAUCUCUUUUACGAGCUAAGGACAGAUGCAAUGAGCUUGGAUUAAACAAUGUAUGGUUCAUUCAAGCCAAUUUAGACUACUUCACUGGAGCAUUUAAUACUGGGGUGGCCCUACAUGCAUGUGGCGUUGCAACGGACAUGGUGAUUGAGCACUGCAUCAAAAGAAGAGCGUCAUUUGUUGUCUGUCCUUGUUGCUAUGGUUUCAUACAAAACACAGUCAAGACCACAUUUCCUCGAAGUUGCCGUUUUCAGGAAACAUUGUCCUACAAGGAGCACAUGGUUCUCUGCAGAUUUGCCGACCAGACAGAAGUCCAGCUUCCAUUGGAACGGAGGCAGAUAGGAAAACAAUGCAUGGGUUUGGUUGACCUAGAUCGAGUGUGGGCUGCUGAACAAUGUGGCUACAAGGCACAGGUUAUCUCUAUGGAACCAGAAAGUUGUUCACCAAAAAACAACCUGAUUGUGGGCUCUCCCAAUUAAACAAGGAUUGGAAAAAAUAUUGCAGUUUAGGCAAUUUUAUCUCUUAAUUUGUUUGUAUUUUAAAGCGCAAAUAAUAAAAUACAUUUUAGUAA